UCCACUGUACCGUGGGGCCAGGAGUGAAUGGAGUGUGCCAAAAUGGGCUUUACCACUUUGGAUUCGGAGCCCGGAUCCAUAUACAUCACAUUGCAUUGCAUAGCUAAUCCUUUCAAUUUCAAAAGUACCGGGCAGGCGGGUUGUGGGAAAAGUUACAAUGAGAUGCAAGAAAAAAUGGCAGCCUAAGCGCAUCAUGGAACAAGAUGGCCGCCAACCUGUUUGGCCGCCACACUAUGUAGUGGACAGCGGGAAUAAUGUGGAGAACUACCGACAAGCUAGGCAGGAUGACGAAAUGCAGCACAAUGGCGUCUCCAGCUCGGAGGGAGUGGGCGAGAGGCCACGUGAGUUCCGCCCCUACAUGGCAGGCUACGAACCUGAACCUAGUGGACAAGCCUUCAGCGACAACGAACCCCAAUCCACUGUCAGGGAGAGCGACAUUGCCGUGGUCAGUUACCAGGAUCAACCCUUGCCUGCCACUCCAGACAAUGAAGCAGUCCCAGUGCAGCACCCCCUCACGCCGGACUCCAGCUUACCACCGGAUUCCCCCGUUCUCCAUCAAAUGGAACCUCCCGCCCAGUCGGCGAGCCAAUCCCUGCCGCAAGUGGUCCAGGUGUACAAUCUGCCCGCACCACUGGAGACCAGGAUAAGGGGUGCAGAUGACACAGUGGAUCAUGCAAGUGGAGGGGAUGUCCUGGCGAUGAUGGCUGAAGGAGGUCGUGGGUUGGCAGAGCAAGUGGGCCCAGGACCGUCAGGUGCUUCUACAUCAGCAGCAGCAGCAGCAGCAGCAGCAGCAGAGCAAAACUUUGAAGGGAGGCGAUCGACUAGGCUGUCGCAGCUGUCUCAACUCCCGAGCACUUCGGGGAAGUACUUUGGGGAUGAAGAUGAGUCAUUGGACGAUGUCGGCAAUCUGUUGGAUGAGGAGGAAUUCCUGAAGCAAGGAGCUCUCCAGACCAUCUCUGAUAACCCUGUCAUCUCCAGGGCCAGGGCCAGCCUCCCGAGUCAGCUGCAGAUCUUCAAGGUGGACAACAACCAAGUUGGAGUAUUUGCCAAGCGAUCCAUCCCCAAGCGAACCCAGUUUGGGCCUUUGGAAGGCAAGCAUAUCCGGGCAGAGUUUCUGCCUAAAGGGUCCAUGAAGUGGCUGGUCAAGCAAGAUGGCAUGGAUGCCUACUUGGACUGCAGCGACGAACAGGAGAGCAACUGGAUGGGCUUCAUCCGGCCAGCCAAGCGCUACAGCGAGCAGAACCUGAUUGCUUUCCAGAUGGAGAACGCCAUGUACUUUGCUACCAUCAAGACAGUGGAAGCCAAGUCGGAGCUGAAGGUGUGGUACGCCAAGUCUUACGCCGAGCUGAUUGGGGAGAAGGUGCUGGAGAUCACAGCAGAGGAGGCAGCAGCAGAGCUCCAAGACAAAGAAAAUUCCUGGCCCUGCUUUGAGUGCAGCCGCAAAUUCCGCACAUCGGACCUCCUUCAGAAACAUUUGGCAACCCACGAUGCUGUGCACAGUCGGCCAUCCCGGGGCCGGACCAGGGGCCGGCGAGGCCGCCCUCGCAAGUACCCCGAGGGAUACCAGCGGAAGCAGAUGGUGGCCCAGGCUAAGCUGCGGCAGUCCCGUCGCAUCCAGCGCAAAAAGCCUGAGCAGUACCACUGCAACAUGUGCCCCAAGGCCUUUCCACGGCUGUACAGUCUCCAACGCCACAUGGUCAUGCACUCAGGUGAAAAGAACUUUACCUGCAAUGUUUGCAACAAGACCUUUGCCCACAUCUAUAACCGCACGCGUCACUUGCGGCGUCACGAAGAGAAGGGUGAGUACCCUGGCAUGCCGCUGAGCAAGCAGUCGGUACAGUCAAGCUGGGGCUGUGACAGCUGCGAUUUGGAGUUUGAGAGUGAAGAGCUCUUGAACCUGCAUGAGCUAACACACUCGCCAUUGCUGACUGACCCAGAGUGGGACGAAGGGGAAGAAGGUCCCAUGGCAGUGGCAGCGCGUCUUUUGGUAGAUGCCUCUGCGAUAGUUGGAAACAACCCAUCAGGAGAAGGUACCUCUGCACAGCCAUUUGAUCUCCAGGCCCCAUCAGCUGUGCCUGUCCACAUCCAUAUUUCAGGGCAGCCAUCAGCCAGUCCGAAUUCCCAAGCACCUGGUGGAAUUACCCCCAUAGUCCAACCUCCUGCUCAGGCAUCCAACCAACCGAGAUCAACAGCUCAGCAGACUCUCCAGCUGCCGACAUCUGCUCAACAGACGACUAUGUCUGUGUCCUAUCCUCAAGCCCCCAACCAGCCAACUAUUCAGGGACUAGCCCCACAGGUUUCGGCGCCACCUCAGUAUCCAUCACAUAAUCAGGUUGCUACUAUGCCUCAGGCACCCACACAGCCCCAGACCCAGUCCAGGUCCCAAGCCCAACAACUGGCAUCAGGAAAUCUCCCCGGGUCCGGUGGGAUUUUUCAAGGUGAUGGCUCUGCAGGAUCCAACCAAGCUGGACAAAGUCAGGAAGUAAACCUGGUCCCUGAGAGCCCUCUGUGCUGCCCAGAGUGCAAUGAAACCUUCCAAAGUAGAAAAUUCCUGGCUCUCCAUGCAUCUGGUCAUGGAAAGAAUCGCCCUAAUGUGGAGAAGCAACCACCUAUUCACCGGUGUGGGCAGUGCAGCAAGGUCUUCAAGGACAAGGCAAAAUUUGAGCGACAUCUCAACGUCCACUCUAGUGAUGCUGUCAAGCCACUGCAGUGUAAUAUCUGCUUUAAGCGCUUCAUGAGCAACUCGGCCAUUGCCUGCCACAUGAAGGUCCACACAGUGCAGAAGUACUACAAGUGUCCCUUCUGUGAAGAGGGCUUUGACAGAAUGGAGUUGCUGCGCAGCCAUGUGCCCUACCACACUGUCAACGGCCUCUACACUUGCCCUCAUUGUAACAAGCAGUUCAGAGAUUACCCCCAGAUCCGGAAGCAUAUCCGGGGCUUCCACUCCCAGAAGGAGUUCCCCUGCCCACACUGCGAACGGAUCUUUCCCAGGCCUGAUAAGCUCAAGCUUCACAUGCUACGCCACUCAGAUCACAAGGACUUUUUGUGUGCCAAUUGUGGCAAGCAGUUCAAGCGCAAGGACAAACUGAAGGAACAUAUGCAUCGGAUGCACAACCCAAAGCGGGAGGCGGCAAACCUGACCAUGGGCAAGCAGCCUAAGAAGACACCCUUCAAGCCUAAGUUUGCCCCAACAGACAUCAACGCUUUCACCUUUAAAUGCCGCUUGUGUUCCAUAGGGUUCAAGAGGCGUGGGAUGCUGGUCAACCACCUCGCCAAACAGCAUCCUGAGACACCACCAGAGUCUGUGCCCGAGCUAAACCUGCCCAUUGUGAAGCCCAACCGCAACUAUUUCUGUGCUUACUGCGAGAAGAUUUACAAGAGCAGCAGUAAACGGAAGAUCCACAUCUUGAAGAAUCACCCAGGGGCAACAGUUCCACCGAGUCUGCGGAAGACCAAGGGUGAUCCCAACAGUCCCCUAGGGGACCCCCACACAGCACCUGCGGGUACAACCACGACCCACUACUUUGCUUGUGCCCACUGUCCACGUCAGUACAGCACCAAAGCCAAGAUGAUGGAUCAUGUACGGAAAAAGCACAUGGAUCCGGUGCCGCAGACCAUGACAUCCACUACUCCUGCCACAGUGACUGUCCUACAGCAGCCAGAUGGUCAGUUGUAUCAGGACGGUCAGCAGGUUACCCAGAUAGCUGUUGUGGCCCAUGUCCAGGAUGGCAUGCCUGAUACAGUCUACAUCCAAGAAGCUCCAGACUUCCCGCACAGUAGCGAGGUCCAAACCAUCACGCCAGUUGCACUCACCAAUAACAUCACGGGACAAACCAACCAGCCAAUCCUAUCUUCACUUCAUGGCCAAGCUGCCCAGGUCAUUGCAACGAUUGCUGCAGCAGCUCAAGAAGCCGCCCAGCAACAACAGCAGCAGCAGCAGCAGCAGCAGCAGCAGCAGACCAAUCAGGAUCCGCAGAUCAUUCGUCAGCCAGAGCAACUGAUCCGUUACAUUGACACCAGCAAUGCCACCCCUGUCCAGACAGAGCCAGUCCAAGCAGCUGAUCUCCUGACUCAAGCCAUGUCUGAGCUAUCUCAGUCCAUCGAGUUCCGUCAGCAGCCAGUUGGUGACUAUCAGCAGCUUACCCAGCGCAUUAUCCAGCAAGUUCAACCUGGCGGGAUCCAGCUUCAGCCCCAGACCAUCCAAGUCUCCCAGAUCCCCGUCUCUCAGAUACCCGUUUCUCAGAUCUCAGCCACACAGAUUCCUGUCACCCAGAUCCCUGUCUCCCACAUAACGCAGGCAGGCAUCGCUGUGACGCAGAUACCCAUCACAUACGUCACACAGACCACGACAUCGAGUGGCGGUAUCACAACGACACAGCCCGUGGUUGAUGUCAGCCAGCUACGCCAGACGGACUCUCCAUACCAACCCCAGCUUCUAAGUUUGCAGAAUAGCACACAGCCAAUGAGUUCUCCUACCACAAUACAGAGCCAGCCGCAAGACCAACAACAGCAGCAGCAGCAGCAACAACAGCAACAACAGCAACAACAGCAACAACAGCAGCAAACAGUAUUCAUUCCUCGCUCUUGGGCAAAUUAUACCCCUCAGUAUCGUUAAACUACAGUUUUGAUUCAUUCAUAGAAAUGAAGGAAGCAGUAGGGCUGUAUUAACUUGUAAAGCAAAUUGUUUUCGUAGUUGGCAGUUGAUAAAUCUCAGCCUUAACCCUAAAACCCUCCCAGACACUUCAAAAGUCUCACGCCCUCGAUGAGGGUUUGCGUAGUGUAUACGCACAGCAUUUUGUGAACAGUUUUGAAAGCCAAUGUCGAGUCUAGGUUUUAUUUCAUCUCUAUACCCGUUGUUUUACAAAAAACAUGGCAUCAAACUUGACCAAUCAACAGCUUUACACAUUUCUGAUCGAAAUGAUGUCACAGUUUUGUAAAGUUGACUCCGAUUGGCUGGCGCGCGGGGUCGCAUAAAUUUGCAUGCUUAGAUUCAUAAGAUGUUGGACCCGAAACAGAGGGAGCUCCGUUGGACAACGGGUGAUGCUCAGAAAGUUUCUGAAAGGUUCACUGAACCUGCCAGACACUUUUGUUUAAAAUCAUGUGCUAGGUUUGGAGGAUUUUGAUGAUUAACCCUGACCAUUCCAGACACUUGAUACCCCAAAAGAUGUCAUUUGAUUACUUUAUUAUUUAUUGGUAGCUUUUCUCGGUGCCAGGAGGGUCUGUGUGCGCUUAUCCUAGCAGAAUUUUAGAGUUUGGGUAACAUUUUUAAUUCACCUUGAAGCCACUUCACUUGAAAUGGAAAUCAAUUUUUAAUUUUCUUUUUAUUUUGUACAUUGUAUUUUGAAAUGUGCUUUUUUGGGGAAUGUCAGUGUCAAAAAAAAAAAA
Molecule: messenger RNA, 5385 nt
Organism: Patiria miniata (bat star)
Lineage: Eukaryota; Metazoa; Echinodermata; Asteroidea; Valvatida; Asterinidae
Gene: prdm10
Product: PR domain zinc finger protein 10-like
Exons: 8
Coding region: 158-4615 (1485 amino acids)
Cellular component (GO): nucleus
Molecular function (GO): protein binding
Source: RefSeq, a predicted model, not a curated record